Stylonychia lemnae is the source of this 294-nucleotide messenger RNA. Lineage: Eukaryota; Ciliophora; Spirotrichea; Sporadotrichida; Oxytrichidae. The record is from the annotation of a GenBank genome assembly.
AUGUUCACUCUAUAAAUCAAAGAGAGAAUUACUUGUGGUGGUAUAUAUGCACCUAAUAUUGAAGAUUAUACUUACAAAAUAGGUAGCGGAUUAAAAAUCUUUACACAUGAAGCUUUCCACACUUUACCAAUACCUAAUGUUUGCUCUGAUCUAACCAUUAAAGCUUUUAUUGAUGACAGCCUAACAUUUCCAUAAUUUAUUCAAUAUAACUCUAUAUUUCGGCAAAUUUCUGUAAUUUCUGAAGAUAUCAAAGAUGAAGGAAAAUAUUUUGUAGCAAUUGGAGGUUACACUUGA